This is a messenger RNA of Drosophila willistoni, 2927 nucleotides long. RefSeq lists its product as uncharacterized. The transcript has 2 exons. NCBI's taxonomy places the organism in Eukaryota, Metazoa, Arthropoda, Insecta, Diptera, Drosophilidae. Bases 226 to 2847 code for a protein of 873 amino acids. The record is from RefSeq and is a predicted model, not a curated record. Gene Ontology annotation, molecular function: protein binding.
UGUACGAGAAGAAGAAGCACGUUGUGGCAAAACAUAAACAAUUUGCAAUUGCGCCCUAAAUUAAAUUUAAAUAUGUAUAAAAUUACGCUUAUUUAUUAAAAUUAAAAGCAACAAGUAACUAAACAAAAGCCAAUAGAACCUCAACUGGACGGAAGACACAAAGUACAAACAACUUGUCACUGUCCGAGCCUUGCUCCUUAGCACGUGUUGCUCGUUCUUUUGAACAUGCCACGAAGAUAUACUAAGAAACUAAAGCUAGAGCAGCUCAACUCCACCAUACACUCCAAGGCAGAGGAGGAUCACGUGGGAUCAAGUUCCGGUAGCGAAUUCGAGGCUGAAGAACCAGACCCAGAAGAUGCCUCACAGCUGAAGGAGGAUGAUGAUGGAGAGGAGAAUGGCGAUGACAAUGGGAUGGAAAAUUUAUUACGAAAUGUCUUGGAGCUUACACCACAUUUUUCCCAUUUCUCAGACAACAGGGGAAUGAAUGUAAAACUAGAUGAUCCCAUACAAUUGUUUCCCAGGUGUUCUGUAACAAUGCCCGUUCCCGUAUAUAUAGCCAAUAGCCACACACCCAUAGUAGAACCUUGCGUAUUACGCAAUCAGGCCUAUGAGGAAUGGCUGCGACAAUUGCAAAUGACUCUGGCCCAACAUAAGGCACAAGAGAAGAAGAUGAAGGAUCGCGAAUUGAAGCAUGAACAGAAAAUAUACGGUACGCAUCUCUUUGAUAUGGCCGAACAGAUAGCCACACAGGAGAAUUCAUAUUUUAGAGAUAGUUAUGAUUACUAUUAUACCGGUGGCAAUGUACAAUUGAUGCCCUUUGAGGGCAAAACUCUUGCCAUGCAUGUCAGUGGACACAAAUUGAGGGAAAUCCAUGUAUCCGAAGUUAUACCAAAUGCCGAGUGUUGGAAACCAAAGCAUAGCGAAAGGAUCGGAGCGGAAAUGUCAAGCGAAAUAUUUGAAAUAAUUAAUUUGGAGAGUUAUCUAGUUAAUCAUGGGCAUUUCUUUUUAACCAGAUAUCUCAAGGAAAUUUCCAUAUACGAAAUUAAAAAGAAUGAACCAGACGAAGACGAUGAUGAUGAUGACGAUAACGAGGAGGACACUUAUACAUUAAAAUGCCAUAGUAAUUUAACUAAUCAGCAUGGAAAUUUUAUAAGUGCAGCGCAAUCUUUGGGUCAGGCCAAGCAUUUGGCAUUGGCCAGUCAGGAUCGCUCCAUACAACAGAUGGACAUGUCCACGGAACAGCAAGUAACUAAAUUUGAUGUGUGUCUGUUGAAAAGUCUAAAGCAAUCAAGUAGCACAUGGGCUCAAUUAUUGGCUAUGGAUGCAAAUUGUUUCUAUUAUGCCGCCCAGCCAGUAUUUCUUACUGUGGACAUGCGUUGCGAGAAUACCAAUCUGAAUCCCUGUUUCGCCUCCAGUUUGUAUUCACAGCAAUGCGAAACUUUCUCCUGUCUGCAUCGUAGUGUAAAUCCGAAUCUUCUCUAUGUGGCUAGUAAUCAUAAAUUGCAUUGUCUUGAUAUGCGUCAGAUGGGUAAAAAGAUAUCGGAUCGAUCGAUCGUGACAUGGACACAUCAAAUGAAUUAUCCUCCCACUUUCAUGGACACUUGCGUAUUUGAGGGUGAUGAAUAUAUUGUUUUGGGCAGUGCUUUACCCUCUGAUCAAAGGCUGUGUGAGUUACAAAAUUCUUUGGGAACCCCAACCUCGACAUGUCUUCCCUAUGCCCCACCAAGUUUGGACGAAGCUCUCACAGAUGCUCGACUACGUGGUUCGAUUAGUGUAUAUGCCGAUCUGCCAGAGCGUGUGAAAUGUUGUCAUACUGGUUUGAAAUUUCAAAUCUUGGAAAAUAGCUCAGAUAAAUCAUUUGCUCAGCUAUUGACAUCGACAUCCAUAGGUGAUGUCUAUUGCCAGAGAUUUACUCCACGAGAUGAUGAGGAAAAGAAGAAGGAGUUAAGAACUGGUCUACAUACGGCAGAGGCAAUUAGUUAUUUUGCCAAUCUUGUUCAAAAAAAUGUCGAUCAGAGACCGCUCAAAUGCACAGAGGUACAACAUGUUAGUGUCCUAAGGGAUAUAUUAAAAUCUGACGAAGAAAGAGUUGCUGAAGAUGAAAAGCCUUUUGAAGUGGAAGACAUUGUCAUUGACUAUGGUUUUGACGAUUCGGAUAAAGAGAGCGAAAAUGGCAAUGAGGCAAAUGUAAAAUCACCUACCAAAGAACAACAAACACCCACCAAGAAACAACAGUCUCCUGCGAAGGAAGUCCAACCAACGCCAAAAGCAGCAUUAUCACCUCCUCCUCCUACUCCUCCUGAAGAUGAAGCUGAAGCUGAAGCCGAAGCCUUAGAUAUACCCAAACAAAAGACCGUAAAUCGUGGCCCAUGGCAACAAUCGGCCUUUCAGUUGGGUCGUUAUACAGACAUGAUUACCACACGUCUUCUGAGUGUAUGGGAUUUGGAAGAAUAUGAUCAGACCAGAGAUGUUAACAUUGAUAUGAUCGAUGAGAAAUUAAAGAAGGAAGGCAAUGUAACGAUUAAAAUGGAAGAUCGUAUGGCAAAUUGGCUCAAAAAUUUAGCCAAUGAACCUGGUCCCCAACGUGAACCCAAAGAUGAACCCCUUGUGCCGGGCACAAAUCUCUUAAAACACUAUGAAGCCAAAUAUGCAGAUUAUUCCGAAGUGCCUAUACCCAAUAUUGUACCUAAAAUUGAAAACUAUUCCGAUGAACGUCGUCAUUCUCUACUGGAAGUUGAGCAAUUUACUGCAAUUGAAUAUGAUUUUGAAGCCACCGCUUCUACCUCACAGCAAAUUGUUGCACCCAAACGGGCGAAACCCAAAGUCAAGCACACAAAGGGUUUUUAAGACAAAUACGAAUAGUUUUUACGAUAUAUGUAAAAUAUGUUAAUAAAUACUAAAUGAUUUUGUUUAUUAAACAAAAGUUA